AUGGAGGAUCGAUCAUUACCAUGGGAUGCUUUGGAGGGCGAUGAUUGCGACGAAAAGAAACCGCCAAUGCUGAAAGCUUCAAGCGGUCGCGGCGACAGAGAAAUGGAUGACGAUCGGCGCUACGCAAUGCUUCUUCAAGAAAACACGGACCUGAAGAAAGAAAAGAAACUACUAGAAGCUGAAAAAUUCCAACUUGUGCUGGAUUGCGACGAGGUGAAGGUAGAAUUCCAGCAAUUCGUCAACAAUAUUCAUCCUCUUCGCGAUUGUCAACAGGGUCCCGAUGUUGGGGAACCUUUAAUGCCGUAUGAAAUCGCGGCUUUCAAGCGCGAUCCGGUGAAGUUUGCUGAUUUGGAUCCAGAGCUGCGGGAACCGCUUGUGCGAGAAACAAAAUGGAGAAUCGAGGAUGCAAAAUUGCGCGGGCACGCUUUAAGUUUUCUUCAGGACAAACGCGAAGAUAAAAACAAGGGCCCAGAAUUUGAACCAGAAGCUCGAAAACUGGCAGAGAAGAUGAUACGAGCAAGUUUUGAGGCGCACAAGGACUUUGUUCCGACUAGAGACGAGCCGAAGCCACUGCCGAACACUCCCGUGAUCGCUUCCUGCACGCUUCCGCUCGAGUCCGGAGAAGCGCAUUUUACCAUAACGUUGACCGAUGACAUAAGGGCCUUGGAAAGAGGAUUUGAAGAAGUCACGAUUGAACGGGAAAUGAUCGUCGUCGUGAAGGAAGAAGAUGGUCAAUUCAACGAAGUCGAAAGUGCCGGUGAAGGAUUCGAAGACAAAGAUGCUGCUUUGUUCGGACGCCAAGAGGAUCCAUGGAGGGGACAAGUGCAGACGGGCCGUUUUUCGUACGGAGCACAAACGGAGACUGGUCGUGGGGGUUCACGAGGAAGAGUACGCGAGCGUGGUCGUGGCCCAAGCCGAGGAGGUGCACGGCGAAAGAACACAAAAGACAUCGGAUUUACUCUACCCGACUACAUAAGCAAGAGCGUGGAAGAACAUGGCCGAUCGACGGCACCGAAGCGCGCACGGUAUGGAACUGCAACCACGGUCGAUCUUGCACACGUCACUCACUCACCCAUCGAUGCGCACUUCGGCGAUCUACAAGUCCGCUAUCGUGAAGCUGGUCCUGAAACGCGUGCCUCGACGGUGUAUAAGUCAUUGCAAUCAACGCAUCAGUCAGAAUUAGCACAAAUCAAACGAAAGAGAAGGCACUUGACUAGCAUUCAGACAUCUCAAGGAAGCGCCAGUGUCGGGCUGAUGAAUCAAAUCACCAGCGCUCAACAAUCAGAAGAAUCAACAAGUGAGACGAUGGGGAAUGUAAAGGAGGAGGCUGCCGGAAAUGGAAAUUUCGUCAACAUUGGUGAGUACACCUGUACGGGCUCGAAGACCGAUGUGCACGAGGCGCGUCUCUCGUUUUUCUCGGGUCACUCGGCGAUCUCCGUCUACACGGCUUUCUACGCCAUUCUCUACCUUCAGGCGAAACUUGGGCGUUUUGAGCCGACAAAAAUUUUCGUCAGUCUCGUGCAAACGAUUUUACUUUGUGCAGCUUUGGUGAUUUGCUAUACUCGAAUCACAGACAAUUGGCAUCAUUGGAGCGACGUGCUUGUCGGGAUCAUCGUCGGCAUUCUUGUCGCUAUUUGGACGGCUUUAUUCUGGGCUCGUCUUUUUGAGCGAACAGCGCAUUUCCGAGAU
Molecule: messenger RNA, 1689 nt
Organism: Mesorhabditis belari
Lineage: Eukaryota; Metazoa; Nematoda; Chromadorea; Rhabditida; Rhabditidae
Source: the annotation of a GenBank genome assembly